This is a messenger RNA of Danio aesculapii, 8710 nucleotides long. RefSeq names its product phospholipase C, epsilon 1 (gene plce1). The transcript is spliced from 35 exons. Bases 397 to 7275 code for a protein of 2292 amino acids. Gene Ontology annotation, biological process: lipid metabolic process; phosphatidylinositol-mediated signaling; small GTPase-mediated signal transduction. Gene Ontology annotation, molecular function: phosphatidylinositol-4,5-bisphosphate phospholipase C activity; guanyl-nucleotide exchange factor activity. The record is from RefSeq and is a predicted model, not a curated record. NCBI's taxonomy places the organism in Eukaryota, Metazoa, Chordata, Actinopteri, Cypriniformes, Danionidae.
CUAUUGUGCUGCUCGGUGCUGUGGUGCUGCUGUGUUGGCUGCUGACUGAGUUUCCCGCGUCAGACCAGCUUAAACUCAGCACUGCUUUAACACACUUUCUGCAGUUUUAACUGAAGUCAUUUUCUGAAACCACAAUGAAGUUUCAUCCUGUUUCGCGCGUGAGACCAUGACUUUCUGUUGCCGCGUAUUCUCAGCAUCUGAAGGUCUUGAGAGAAGAGGUUAAGUUGAGAAGGACAAACAAUUUAAGAAGACACAGCUGUCAUUUUCUGCGGGAGCUUCCUCUUCAGACAGACUCAAUGAGAUGCUCUUCCUGAUCCUGAGGCCAUCAUCUCUAGCCAAAAGUGUGUCCUCCCUGUACGUUGAGCAAGAAGAAUCUGACAUCGGGCGUCUAGUGAUAUGAGGGUUCAUGCUGAGAGACAAGCACAUAUUGGCAUCAUGAGCUCUAUGUCCUCUAAUAGGGCUUCGGCUGUGCUGGGAGUGAAGAGUCUUAAUAAGGAGACUUCAGCAAGUAAUGGAGAUGCUCUUUUAUCAACGAACUACAGAUUGCCUGGGAGCACAUCCCCUCAGACACCUGUACAUUUGGAGGGGGACUCAGUGGGCACAGUGUGCAGAAUAUGGAAGUCUUUGGAUAUCAGGUCUAAGAGUUUGGACUGCUUGGAUGAGACCUUCAGGUCCAAAAACUGCAGAUGUGAGGCUACAAGGCACGGGGAAGAAGGAUCCUACAAUUUCCAUAUGUGUGGGUUUUGUAAUCCAGUGGAAAACGCAGAAGGCUGCCCGAAGAAUAGUUUUUCUCCUAGAAGCUGGGGAACGGUUCCCCAAAAGAGGAAAGCAGAGGCUUUUUCUUCUGAUAUUACUACCCUUGGUGAACCUCAGCCAACAUUGAGUGGCUCAGAUGGGGAACUGUGCCCAGUGGAAUUAGUCAUCAGCCAAAACAUGGAGAACCUGCCUUUCUGUGGGUUGGAUUUGAGGAGAAGCAGUGUGCCAGUAUCCACACCACAAGGCCCUCAAUGCGCCAAUGGUUGCGGCACUGCCGAGAAUAACAAGAUACGAUACAGACCGGACUUUGUGUGUGCCAUGUGCCAUAAAAAUGGAUUCUCUAGCUUAGAAAGGCUUAACAGGAAAAUCAAACCCAUGUGCUCUAAGGGUAAGCCCCUGAAGAGGUCCACGCCCUUUAGGUUAUCUGUACCUGACAGUAGUGACGGAGAGGGCACCGUAUCCGACAGCGAGUUUGUGCGUAACAAGAAAGAUCGAUCUACUGUGCUGGUCAGGAGAUAUCUCAAGAACAACCAGAAAUUCAAAAAGACAGUGUGCACUGGCACUAAAGCUAUAGUGAAGGCUCUACCCACCGGCUGCAUCUCUGACAGGAUCUGGGAGUCUGUUUGCAAGAAAACUUGUGAUCUCGGCGAGAGGCGCAUGCGUGAGGCAAGCGGAUACAGCAAAGCGCUUCAGGCCAUUCAGCUGCAGGUUUCCAGGGCCCUUCUCACCUAUCCCGGGGCCAGGCUUGCAGAGAUUAAUCAUGCGGCUCCUACUUUGAGUCCUGAAGUCAGUCUCCUGCACAGAUCUAGGAAGCUGCUGGCCCAGGCGGUGUCAUGGCCGCCGGUCUCCCCGUCGCAGAUUAGAUUUCUGGCUUGUCCUCCCAGAACCAGCAUUGCAGCUCAUCUGAGCGGGGCCCUGCUGGAGGCCACAGCUGCUCUCGGGGCCCGCACUUCCCUGCCCAGCUUCACUGUUGGCUCGACAGGACGAGCAAUGCUGAAAGAACGGCAGCUGUGCAGCUCCAUGGCCAACUCCAGCAUCCUGCCAUCUGCUGUGACGGGCAUCAGUAAGGAACUAGCCGACCUGCGCCACCUCAUCCAGUUUCCAGAGGAAAUCGCCACCAUCCUGACAGAACAGGAGCAGCAGCUGUACCGCCGCGUCUUCCCGCUCGACUACCUCAGCUUUCUCACCCGAGACCUGGGCAGCCCAGAGUGCCACAAACGCCACCCGCACCUAAAAGCCUCCCUGUCGGCCCCCAUCAUGCCCACUCAGAACGACAACCACAACACAGUUGAAGACCUCGUCACAAGAUUUAACGAGGUGAGCUCAUGGGUAACCUGGCUUAUCCUGACGGCGGGCUCCAUGGAGGAGAAGAGGGAGGUUUUCUCGUACCUCGUCCAUGUGGCCAAGUGCUCCUGGAACAUGGGCAACUACAACGCGGUCAUGGAGUUCUUGGCAGGCCUCAGGUCCCGCAAAGUGCUGAAGAUGUGGCAGUUCAUGGACCAGGCAGAUAUUGAAACCAUGCGAGGUCUAAAGGACGCCAUGGCCCAGCACGAAUCAUCAUCUGAGUACAAGAAAGUCGUCAACCGAGCUCUCAAUAUCCCAGGAUGCAAAGUGGUGCCCUUCUGUGGUGUGUUCCUCAAGGAGCUGAGCGAGGCUCUGGAUGGCGCAGCCAGCAUUAUUGGACUGCGUCCCUCUUUUGAUUCACAAGAAGAUCCUGUUGAGUUUGUCACGGACUACAACGGCCAGCAGCACUUUCUGCAGAGGCUUGGAAGUGAUGGACUUCACAGCUCCGAUAAAGAGGCGACCGUCAGUAACAUACUGCAGACCAUUCGCAGCUGCAACCGAAGCCUGGAGGCCGAGGAGCCUGAGGAGAAGGCACGAGAGAUCACCGUUUGCCCCAAAAAUUCCUUUAAAGACAAGAGCAGAAACCAGAAAGGACCUGGAACUGAACGAGUCCUGUUUUUAGUCGGCGACCUCUCAGACUCUGAAGGGGACCCACUUGAGACGGUUAAGGACGUUGUAGACCUCCAGACCACCGAAGAUGUUCGUGGACCCUUUAGCCAUGGGACGGAGCUCAUCCCCUGGUACGUGCUGUCGCUUCAGCCGGAUAUCCACCAGUUCCUGCUCCAGGGAGCAACCGUCAUCCACUACGACCCCGAGAGCCACCUCACCGCCCGCUGUCUUCUCCGUCUACAGCCUGAUAACUGCUUCCUGACCUGGUGCAAACCCCACAGUAGCUGCAACCUAUAUGGCAGAGCCAGAAGCUUCAUGGGACAUCCAGCAUCCCCAGACCACUUGCACAUCGGCCAACCUGUUCACUGCGGACUCUCCGACGGGCUCCUGGAUCUUAAUGUGAUAAAGGCUGUGUUUAUGGGUCACCCUGGAGUGGAUGUUAACUAUGUCUGCCUGCAGCACAAACUCUGUAACAUGAAUCCGGGCGAAAAUGGUGUCACGCUGCUAUAUGGACUUCACACCACAGACAACAGGCUCCUGCACUUUGUGGCACCAAAACACACGGCUCGCAUGCUGCACGAAGGCCUCCAGGAGCUGCUGAACUCCAUUAGGAAGAUCAGGAAAUUCCCUGACCAGAGACUGCAAUGGCUGAGAAAGCAAUAUGUUAGUUUGUACCAGGAGGAUGGUAGAUUUGAAGGACCUACACUGGCUCAUGCUAUCGAGCUGUUCGGAGGGAGACGCUGGAAUAUGGGAACUAGCGGCCCUGGAUCUGCCAGCAGAAGUGCAGAGAAGAACUCUGCUCAGAAAAACAGUCCACUGGGCAUCAACUCCAAUGUCAAAAAGAAGAAAAAAGCCUUAGUCAGGGGGGACAGUGGCGAUGGAACUGAUGAUGAGAUGACCGCACGCAAGACCAGGAGUUGCAAAGAGACUUUGGGGAGGAGAGAGUCAGAUCCUUUGGAAAAUGUUGAGCAGGAAGAGGCUGAGGACUGCAGUACCUUUGGCCAACCUGGACCAUUUUCCUUAUCCAACAACAAAGGCCAGUCUCCGGGAUCCUUCUCGUCCUCCUCCACCUCGUCUUCUGCUGCCUCCUUUUGCACAAACUCCUCCACUCCUACACGUCCACAUUCCUCCCCGAUUCUCCCCGCAAACCUCAAAAGUCAGCCAGGGGCCUGGAGCAGUCGAAGCUGGCACGGUCGAGGGAAAGGCUGCUUCAGAGGCUUCCAGGACCUCAUGAUCUCCGACAGCAUCAUGAGCUUUGUUGAAUUUGUGGAGCUCUUCAAAUCUUUCAGCAUUCGCAGUCGUAAGGAUCUGAAGGAACUUUUCGACACCUACGCCGUGCCCUGCAGUCGAUCGGGCCCUGAAUCUGUCCCUCUCUACACCACACUGAGGAUUGACGACAAGCUAACCGGACUGCAGCCAGACCUGGAUCUCCUGACUCGCAACGGCUCUGACCUGGGCCUUUUUAUCCGCACGCGCCAGCAGAUGUCUGAAAACCAGAAGCAGAUUUCAGAUGCCAUAGCAGCUGCCAGUAUUGUGAGCAAUGGCACUGGAGUGGAGAAUUCCUCACUGGGUGUGCUGGGACUGGCCAUCUCGCAGCUCAAUGAUUUCUUGGUCAACUGUCAGCGAGAACAUCUGAGCUAUGAUGAGAUCCUCAGCAUCAUACAGAAAUUUGAGCCUUCUUCAAGCAUGCGUCAGAUGGGGUGGAUGUCGUUUGAAGGAUUCGCCAGGUUUCUAAUGGACAAGGACAACUUUGCCUCUAAAAACGAGGAGUCUCAAGUGAACCUGGAUGAGCUCCAGCAUCCGCUGUCGUACUAUUACAUUGAGUCCUCUCAUAACACAUACCUGACGGGGCAUCAGCUGAAGGGAGAGUCUUCAGUGGAGCUCUACAGCCAGGUGUUGCUGCAGGGUUGUCGCAGCGUUGAGUUGGACUGCUGGGAUGGCGAUGAUGGCAUGCCUGUUAUUUACCACGGACAUACUCUUACCACUAAGAUUCCUUUCAAGGAUGUUGUUGAGGCCAUCAAUCGUGCAGCAUUUGUGAACUCGGAGAUGCCUGUGAUUCUGUCCAUAGAAAACCAUUGCUCUUUACCUCAGCAGCGCAAAAUGGCUGAGAUUUUUAAGACUGUGUUUGGUGAGAAGCUGGUGACCAAGUUCCUGUUUGAGAGUGAUUUUGCGGACGAGCCUUUGCUUCCGUCUCCCCUUCAGCUCCGAGGGAAAAUCCUCCUGAAGAAUAAGAAGUUAAAAGCUCACCAGGCUCCUGUUGACAUUCUCAAACAAAAGGCUCAUCAGCUUGCCCACAUGCAGGCUCAGGCCAACAACGGCACAGUCAGCACAACGCCACUGGGAAACAAUGAUGAAGAGGAGGAGGAGGAAGACGAGUAUGAUUACGAUUACGAGUCGCUGUCUGACGCUGACGUCCUCAAUGCCUCCUAUGGCCAGGAAGACAAUAUUCUGGAUGACAAACCUGAAGGCAAGUCAUCCACAGAGAAACUUCAGUACGAGUCCAAUGAUGAGAUGCCGAAGCGGUUUAAAAAAGCUGGAAGCAAAGGAAAGAUGUUUGACAUGGAGCUGGGAGAGGAGUUUUACCUGCCCCAGAACGAGAAGGAGAGCAGACAGAUUGCUCAAGAGCUGUCGGAUCUGGUCAUCUACUGCCAGGCCAUCAAAUUCCCAGGCCUCUCCACCCUCUCUCCAUCAGGCUCUGGAAGGGGGAAAGACCGAAAGAGCCGGAAAUCCAUCUUUGGCAGCGCUCCUGCUCGCGGGAGCCCCGGGGAGCCUGUGACGCUGGUCCGAGCUCCAGGGAAAGCCAGUCUUGAGGGCAUUCGCAUGAACUCGGAGGAGCAAACAUGUCUAAGCCCGAGCACCUCUCUGAGCUCCAUCAUCCGCACACCCAAAUGCUACCACAUCUCCUCUGUGAACGAGAACGCAGCAAAGCGCUUGUGUCGCCGCUACUCACAGAAGCUCAUCCAGCACACAAGCUGCCAGCUGCUGCGCACGUACCCGGCGGCCACACGCAUCGACUCUGCCAACCCCAAUCCGCUCAUCUUCUGGCUGCACGGAGUCCAGCUGGUGGCCCUCAACUAUCAGACCGACGAUCUGCCCAUGCAGUUGAACGCGGCUCUGUUUGAGGCUAAUGGUCACUGUGGUUUCGUGCUGAAGCCUCCAGUCCUGUGGGACAGAAGCUGUCCUCUCUAUCAGCACUUUUACCCUCUGGACCGAGACCUGGAGAACAUGACCCCAGCGCUAUACACACUCACUAUUGUGUCGGGGCAGAACGUGUGUCCAGGAAACUCAAACGGUAGUCCGUGUGUGGAAGUGGAGGUGUUGGGAAUGCCUGCGGACAGCUGUCAUUUCCGAACCAAACCCAUACACCGCAACACACUCAAUCCCAUGUGGAACGAGCACUUCCAGUUCCACGUGCACUUUGAGGAUCUGGCAUUCCUGCGCAUCGCUGUGGUGGAGAACAACAGCUCUCAGGUCACCGCUCAGAGGAUACUUCCUCUUAAAACACUCAGAGCAGGCUACAGGCACCUGCAGCUGAGGAACCUGCACAACGAGCCUCUGGAGGUGUCCAGUCUGUUCAUGUUCAGCCGCAGGACGGAGGAGAGCCCAACCGGAGGACCACCGUCUGCAUCUGUGCUGUUCAGCACAGAGGAGAGACGCUCCAUCCAGCAGCACAAGGUGACAGUGCAUGGAGUCCCCGGACCUGAACCCUUCACUGUGAUCUGUGUCGAUGAAUUCACCACAGCCAAACAGCUCUUGGACUCUUUGUUUCCGACUGCCUCCUUCAAGUAUUUGCUGAUGGAGGAGAGAGUGUCGUUGUCGAAGGAGAAGAAAGCUCCUCAGCAGCGUCCUCUUGCCAAUGAUGAACGACUGCUGAAGCUCAUUCACAGCUGGCAGCCUGAGGAUGGCUAUGUGGGCAGAAUAUACCUCAAAACCAGAGAACAGCAGAACUGCAGUGAGAAGACGAGUGUCCCGUUGGAGACCCUGGAGGAGCUCGGCAGCUCAGAGGACGACACCUUCUUCGUGCAGGUCCAUGAUGUUUCUCCAGAACAGCCUCACACCGUCAUCAAAGCCCCGCGAUACAGCACAGCACAGGACAUCAUCCAGCAGACUCUGAGCAAAGCCAAGUAUUCUCUGAGUAUCCUGAGCAACCCCAACCCAUGUGACUACGUCCUGAUGGAGGAGCUUUGUAAAGAUGCGGGUGGAAAGAAGUCGUCCUCUGCCAAACCGUGCCAGCGUGUGCUGCAGGACCACGAGUGUGUGUUUCAGGCUCAGAGCCGCUGGAAGGGGGCUGGAAAAUUCAUCCUCAAACUCAAAGAGCAGUUGGCUCGUGAGGACAAGCGUAAAGGUGUGUCGUUCGCCAGUGAGCUGAGGAAGCUGACGGGUCGCAGUCGCAGUCUGACGGUCAACACGAACAGCAACGACACUCACAGAUCUCUGUCGGGGCUGAAGGCCUGGAUGGCUGAGGGCCGCUUGGGCUCUCUGAGACGCUCUCAGUGUGGUGAUGGGGUCUCGGUCCCAUCUGGGUGGUCUCUCCCGCUGCUGUGGAACUGGAAGCUGCAUAAAUGAGUGAGGCAGAGCAGCAGCAGUGGUCUGAGCUCCAGAUGAAGACGCUUCACUUCUGUUCUGUUAAUCAGCUGAUGUUAACAGUGCUGUAAGUGAUCGAUGCAUUUCGGUUUUGCACAUCAGCGUUAUUUUGAAAUCAAGACAUUUUUAAUACUUUAUUUACAUCUCUUUUUUUUUUGGAUGAAAGCGCUCCUGGCACAAUUGUUUCUUUUUCAUUGACUCGUUUUGUGCACAGGACGUCUGAGCAGACUUUGUUCUGCACAUUUUAACAGCUGAUUGAAUUAGCUGGCUUCAUUGCACACUCACUGCAAUGAAAUCAGCACCAGCUCAUCAUGCCAUCAGUCUAUUGCAGUAUUACUCUAAAUCAGCAUUUGAAGAAGCGCCACUAUAUAGUGUGGCAGUGUACAUGUUACUGUAUGAACAGUAUUUACUAGCGCUUUCAUUAUUAAUGUUACUCUUUGCACUUUUUUUUAAUCCCUCUUCUUAACUGAAGUGCUAUUAUUUAUUUGACUUUUUUAUGAAGUGUUUCCUGUGUUCUUUUGACUUCUUCAGUCGCUGCAGGACUUGUUUUUGGGAAUAUUUUAAAGUCAGUCAAAUUUGAGUUUAUAUCCUAUAUGACCUUUGACCUUUCACUAUUGAAUGCCAGUUUGGUUUAGUCAGUUGUUUUUCUAUAUCAGGGAUGUCCAAACUCUGUUAUGGAGGGCCGGUGUCCUGCAUAUUCUAGUUCCAACCCCAAUUAAACACACCUGAACCAGUUAACCAAGCUCUUUCUAGGUAUACUAGUGUGUUGACGGUAGUUGGAGUUAAACUAUGCAGGACAGCGGCCCUCCAGGACUGAGUUUUGACACCCCUGUUCUUUAUGUUUGUGAGAUUUCUACAUUCGCUGCGUAGCGGUUGAAUGAUCUGCUUUACUUUACUUGUUUUGUUGAAGAUGUCUCUGUUUUGAACUUUAAGCGGUCCAUUUUCUUUCUUGAUGUGAAAUCUUUAAUAAUUUAUUGACUCUUAUAGCCCAGGUUGGCUGUACUUUUCCAGAUCGUGUACAUAUAAUUCAGAAAUCUUGCAUUAAUUUAUUUUUAAGGGCAUGAAUGUUUAUAGGAGGAGGUUUUAAAGUGCUGGUAGGCACCACUGAAGUAGCCUUUAUUUGUGUGGUACACUACAGCCUCAUGUAUUUUAAUGUACAUUUACCAUUGCUUGGUCUGUUUUACUGACACAGAGCUGUUAUUUUGAGUUGAUGUAGAAUUUGGUCUUAAAACAUUGAACGUUUUACUAAUGUAACCCCUAUAGGAAUGUGCUGUUGCUAUUGUGAUGUCAAUAUUCGGGUCGUUUGUUUACUUGAAACCACCAAAUCAACCCUUUUCAUCAAGAAAUAGAAACAUUUUCUGUGAAUAAUUUUACAUUAGUGCACAUGAUGCCAAUAAAAGAAAAGGUAGAAAUCAAA